GGUGAAAACUGGAGAGGCGGCUGUGAGGGAAAUGAAUUGAGAGAGAGAGAGAGAGAGAGAGAGAGAGACGCUUGCAGUUCUGGUUAGGAAAUUUAUUUCUACAAAAACCCAUUUAUUACGCGUUUCCAGAACACGACAAAUUCUCGACCCAAUACUAUUACUUCAUCUUCCCAGAACCAACAAAUUCAUAAAUUAAAAAAAAAAAAAAUUUUCAAGGCAGAAGGUGGUGGUGAUGGUAGUGGGUUGGAGAAAAAUUAUGACUUCCAGUUCUGGGAGAUGUAGCUUCUUUCCCAAAUGCUUCUGAGGAAAACCCAGAUAAAAAGCAGCAAGCUUUGAGAGCAAGAGACGGUUUUUGUGAGUGGGUGUGUGUGGAGAAUGAAGGGAACAUGCACAAAUCCAAGCUGAGGAGACUACCCAUUUGUUAUUUCUCUUCUCUUUACCAAAUCCCGAAGUGUAUAGACUGACACUGUGCUGUUGAUGAAGAACAACUUCACAUAGAAGAAAAGAUUGCCAUCUUUACAAUUUUGAAAAUCUAUUUCCUUUAUCAUAAUUCAGGACACUUUUAGCUGUUGUCUACAAGAAUGCACAACUUUGAUAAGAAAGACUCAGGGUUAAGUUCUGCUGCCCAAUCAACAAUUACAAACGUUGUUAGCUGCUCAUCGUGGGGGAACUCAUCUGAAUCUCAUGUCCAACAAUUAUCUGCAUCUGGAAGUUUAAGCUUGAAGAUGGGAGCUCUGCACCAACAUUUUCAUAACAUCAGAAGGUUAAGUUUUCAAUUUCAAGACCAGGACUCAAUAUCAACUCAAUCAACUGGUCAAUCUUACCCAAAUGUGGCUAGCGUUGCAGAUGGCAAUCCUCAUGGGCAAAAUAUCGUUUCAGCACUAUCAGGAUAUGAUGAAGCUCAUGGGAAGAGUGUUGUCGCUCAAACUAAAUUAGCGUCAUCGAUUUUAACUCGGGACUCUGUCUUUCCUCCUCAGCAAGCUGAUUGUAGCCAACCACUUGCUCAUAUUCCUUUGCCCUAUGCUGAACCAUAUUUUGGUGGUAUGGUUACUGCUAGUUAUGGAUCACAAGCAAUGAUUCAUCAUCCUCAUAUGAUGGCAAUGUUUCCUGGUCGAGUCCCACUACCUCUAGAUCUUCCAGAGGAGGAACCCAUUUAUGUUAAUGCGAAGCAGUAUCAAGCUAUUCUCAGGCGGCGACGGUAUCGUGCCAAACUUGAGGCUCAAAACAAACUGGUCAAAAACCGAAAGCCAUAUCUGCAUGAGUCUCGCCAUCGUCAUGCUUUAAAGAGGGCUAGAGGAGCUGGUGGAAGAUUUCUCAACACAAAAAAGUUUAAAGAAUCCAAUCCAAUUAGCCAUGAACUGGAUGUUUCCGGCUCUGCACGGUUACGUCUGACUGGGAGCACAACAGAAUCACUUCAUCAACCAGGAAACUACAAAGAUGCUGCUUCAACUGCCUCUUGCUCUGAUGUCACCUGUUCUUCAAACAACAAUGCCAUCUUCCACCAGAACCAGAAUUUCAGGUUCCCUGGCUACCCUUCUCAUAUUGGCGUUACCACAGGCGAUAUGCAUGCUGGUGGGAACCUGCACCAUCCUUCCAGUCUCCUGCUGCCAAUCAACAGGGACUGCUAAGAUUUACUCUGUCCAAGCAGCAGUCUUUAUUUGGUGCUCUAAUAGGAAAAUACAGUUGCUAUGAUCCUUCGGGAAGUCAUCCUUGGCUGUGUUAGUUUGCCAUUAGUUUCAGUUUGCUUGUGUCCCAAAUGAUCAAAUAUGGAAUUCUACUUGCUGUGUCUUUAACUAUUUUCUCUCUUCAUUCGAGGUGACAUACAUAAACACUGAAAUACCAUGUUUGUGGGACAGAUAAACAAUUAUUCAGCUU
Rubroshorea leprosula is the source of this 1875-nucleotide messenger RNA. Lineage: Eukaryota; Viridiplantae; Streptophyta; Magnoliopsida; Malvales; Dipterocarpaceae. The record is from the annotation of a GenBank genome assembly.